This is a messenger RNA of Exophiala xenobiotica, 1767 nucleotides long. RefSeq lists its product as uncharacterized. The transcript is spliced from 3 exons. Gene Ontology annotation, molecular function: oxidoreductase activity, acting on NAD(P)H; flavin adenine dinucleotide binding; 2 iron, 2 sulfur cluster binding. NCBI's taxonomy places the organism in Eukaryota, Fungi, Ascomycota, Eurotiomycetes, Chaetothyriales, Herpotrichiellaceae. Bases 1 to 1767 code for a protein of 588 amino acids. Gene Ontology annotation, cellular component: cytoplasm. The record is from RefSeq and is a predicted model, not a curated record.
AUGUUUGCCAGGCCUACCUCCCGCUCAGUUGUUGCCUCCAUCUAUAAAUCACUGUUGUCACCGAAUCCAACACCGGCAGUUCGUUUGUCACCCCACUUUCUCACCAGAUCGUUCUCUCUCCAUACAUCCAACAUGGCUCAAGAGUGGAAACUCAAGGACCUACCGAAGAUAGACCUUAAAGACCUUGACAAAGUCGAGGUUGAAGUCGAAGGCAUUGAAGGAGGAAAAGUCCUGCUCGUCAAAGUGGGCGAUCAGAUUUCGGCUCUCAACGCCAACUGUACACAUUACGGUGCUCCCUUGAAGAACGGUGUACUGACGCCCGAAGGACGUUUAACAUGUCCAUGGCACGGAGCAUGCUUCAACACCAAGACCGGCGACGUGGAAGACUCUCCUGCACCUCUUGCCCUGAACAAGUUUAAUGUCAUUGAGAAAGAUGGAGGAGUCUAUAUUACAGGAAAAGAAGCAGACAUCAAGGGCGGCAAACGGCAAGUCAACGUCAAGACCACGCCUAGCACGGACGAGAAAGUGGUCAUUGUGGGAGGGGGCUCAGGCACAUUCGGUGCAAUCCUAAAACUUCGCGAACUCGGUUUCCAAGGACAUGUCACCGUCAUCACUGGCGAAGGUCUUCCCAUCGACCGGACGAAACUGUCUAAAGCCCUCAUAACCGACGCCUCGAAAAUCUACCUUCAACCUGAACAAUUUUACAAGGAUGGUUCAAUCGAAUUCUACCCAGACACAGUCACAGGUGUGGACUUCGACUCCAAAGAAGUCAAGACGAAGACUGGCAAAGCCUUCCCAUAUACUAAGCUCAUCCUCGCCACUGGCGGUACCCCACGAAACUUGCCGCUCCCCGGGUUCCAGGAUUUGUCGAACAUCUUCCUCUUGCGGCAGAUCAGCGACACGCAAGCCAUCAUGGACGCUGUCGGUGAUGGGAACAAGAAGAUCGUCAUUAUUGGCUCGAGCUUCAUCGGUAUGGAGGUGGCCAACGCUCUAGCCAAGAACAACUCAGUCAGCAUUGUGGGUAUGGAGUCUGCUCCCAUGGAGCGUGUCAUGGGCGCAGAGGUCGGCAAGAUCUUUCAGAAGAAUCUCGAGAAGAACGGCGGCAAAUUCUACAUGAAAGCCAGUGUCGAUUCGGCUGUGCCAGCUUCAAAACUCGCCAAUGCUGUCGGCCUCAGCUCCGUCAGGGCAGUGAAGCUGAAGGAUGGCACCGAACUGGAGGCGGAUCUCGUCAUCCUUGGAAUUGGCGUCAAGCCUGCAACAGAGUACUUGGAGAACAACCCCAAAAUAAAGCUAGAGAAGGACAGUAGUGUAUCUGUGGACGAGAAUUUCGCGGUCAAAGGUCUCACAGACGUCUAUGCGAUUGGCGAUAUCGCGACCUAUCCGUACAAUGGACCUGGAGGUAACCACACGCCUGUGCGCAUCGAGCACUGGAACGUUGCGCAGAACAUGGGACGGACAGUGGGCCAACUCAUCGCUCAACCAGGCAGCAAGCCUAAGCCUUUCAUCCCGAUCUUCUGGUCAGCGUUGGGUGGCCAAUUGAGAUACUGUGGGGCAACGCCAAAUGGAUGGGAUGAUCUUGUGCUCAAGGGCGAACCGGAGAAUAGCAAGUUUGCUGCAUACUAUUGCAAAGAUGACACGGUCGUGGCUGUGGCCAGUAUGAUGAUGGAUCCGAUCAUGACCAAGUGCGCGGAGUUGAUGAGGCACGGUAAGAUGCUGUCGAAGAAGGACAUUCAAAGCGGACAGGAUGUCUUACAGGCAAGCCUGUGA